Cydia fagiglandana is the source of this 2487-nucleotide messenger RNA. RefSeq lists its product as uncharacterized. Bases 605 to 1861 code for a protein of 418 amino acids. NCBI's taxonomy places the organism in Eukaryota, Metazoa, Arthropoda, Insecta, Lepidoptera, Tortricidae. The transcript has 2 exons. The record is from RefSeq and is a predicted model, not a curated record.
GCCUCCUUGCGGAUCAUACGUGGUCCAAAAGGAGCCGGUCACAAGCCCGGAUAAAUGAGGAGUGCACUGGUCGUGUUGUCAUCUUGGGGGAAACCCCAUCAUGGCAACACGCCCCAAAACCCCCAGGGUCAAGGUGGGAGGACGUGCUGAGGGCCCUCACAGCCGGCUGUGGGCAGCGGGGGGUUGGUGCUGAUUGGGCUCGCAAGCGGAAGAGGGGAGGGGGAGCAGGGCCUGUGGUGUGUCUAGUGGAAGGGGAGGGGCGGUUGUCGGGGAACCCCGGGGUGUCGCGGAGAGAUGCCCUUGGGGUGAACCACUUCUGCUCCGAACCGGAAGCUGGAGUGGUGGGAAACAUGUGCACAAGUGUUGGCCCCGGGAGGUCAUGAGCGACUUCCUUGGGGUAAACCAACGUGCACAUUCCCAUCACAACGAAGCAACACAGGAGCUGUUCUUCCAUGCUUGCGAGCUCACUCAGCAUAAUCGCUGUCGCGAACGACUAUGCGUAGGAGAGUGGCGUCACUGCGUAGGUGUAAAUGUUGCUGGGUGCAGGCAAGGGAGCACUGCUGACCACCCUAAUUUUAUUUCUUCCCAUUUAAUCAAAUAGUGUAUGGAGAAUUUAAAGCAAAAUAAACAAAUAACAAAAACCAACACCGCGCAAGCGGCGAAGCGACCCGUCAGGGUAGAAGAAUGUGAGGGCGGGAGAUCAGCUGGUGGACCCCCGACCGUAGCACGGGAGGGGGGGAAACCAGAGGAUGGACCCCCAAACAUUGAAGAGGGUGGAACUCUGAGCUCCGACGAGGAGACCGGAGGAGCACGACGAGAAGCAAGGGAGGGUACUCCAGAUGUCCUACAGCUGGGGGGCCUCACGCUGCAUGAAGAGGAGCUGCUGCGUUCGCCAAAGGGAAGGGAAACCGAAAGGGAAGCUACACCGGUGGUGAACGAGCCGUUCCACAAGUAUGAGUCCAAGGCGCAGAAGAGGAAAGCCAAGGAACUAAGGAGAAAGGCUGCGAUUGCUGGGGAAAGGGGUGGCGUUCCAGGGGGUAACACCAAAGGGGAUGCCAAACCUGGCCCGAGCAAACGUGGCCUGAAGAUGAAAAGGCAGAGUACUGAUGAGGGUCGGUCGGAGCGUCCUCCGGCGAAGCGCCAGAAUCGAGGCAAGGCCGCCGCAGAGGGACCACGGAACGUCGCGAAGGCGAACCGAGGUCUGGCUGUGGCGGUGUGUCGCGAGGAUGGCGUUUCGGUGGACGAGGCUCUAGCGAAGCUCAUCAGGAAGAAGCUUACGCAACUGAUCGAGGUGGUCGUCCUCAAGGUUGUAAGGGGGGAGCCUGGCUUAGUAGCACCUAGAUUCGCUACGUCGGGGUUGGUGUCGGAAGGAUUCUUCCUUGUGACACCAAAAUCGACGGAGUCGAGGGAGUGGCUGCUAAGUCAGGACUUCGGUGAGCUGGACGGGCACAAGAUCAGCGUGCGUAAGCUGGAGCAGACCAGGGUGCAGGUCUGGGUUCCGGGCGAUGCGGAGACGGAGUAUGUAAAGGAGUUCCUUUACGCUCAGAACCCGGAUCGUCCGGAGCUCAGGAUCCUGGAAUGGAAGGCGGCUGGAAGGGACGCUCUGGAGCUAGGAACCCGACUAACCUUCUUGGUUCCGGAAGAAGUGGAGGAGAACUGGGGCGAGGAGAAGACUAAAGUGCUGGACUUCUCAGCUACCAGCGUAAGAGUUAGGAUCUUGAGGGCAAACACAAAUCAACAACCCUCAGAUCCUAAAAACGAAGAACCCGAGCUGAAGCAGGAGAGUGCUGUACCGGGCGAUAUCCAUAAGGAGGGGACGGAGAGUAUGGAUGUCGUCGACGGAAGUGAACUCUCCGGGUAGCAGCUAGGGGACAGCGACACUAUACACCAAACAACACAAUGAACACACAAAGAACACUACACAAACACCAACACACAAAAACACACAUAAACAUAUGCCAAGUAAACCUCCAACACUGCAAGGAUGCAAUGUCCGAGCUAGGACAAUUCGUUAGGAGGGCCGAAGUUGAUAUAGCACUGCUGCAAGAACCUUAUGCAUGGAAGAAUCAGGUGGCAGGCCUGGGACAUCUGGGGGGGGCUCUCCACUACGAAGGGAAUGAGACCUCGUGGUGGUGGAGACACACUUCACGACGAAAGAAGGGAGAAGAUACAAGGUGGCGCUGGCGUCCUGUUACAUGCCGGGCGACGGAGUGGCACCGACAAAAGAACUAGAAGAAACGUUACUUAGGUACACAGGUAAAGGAAUACCCCUGAUUGUUGGUGGCGAUGCUAACGCACAUCACGAGGUGUGGGGUAGCACCGACACUAAUGACAGGGGAGAAUCAUUAAUAGAAUUUAUAAUUAGCAACGACCUAGAAAUUAUGAACACAGGUAACACACCAACGUUUGUAACGAGGGCAAGGAGAGAAGUGCUCGAUAUCACUAUAGUAACGAAAGAGAUGGGCGACAAGGUUAAGAGCUGGAGGG